Messenger RNA from Bactrocera dorsalis (oriental fruit fly), 1230 nucleotides. RefSeq lists its product as uncharacterized. Lineage: Eukaryota; Metazoa; Arthropoda; Insecta; Diptera; Tephritidae. Bases 1 to 1230 code for a protein of 409 amino acids. The record is from RefSeq and is a predicted model, not a curated record. The transcript is spliced from 2 exons.
AUGAUUGAUACCGUCAUAUCGGCCGAAAUUCCAGAUCAAACCAUCGACCCAGGAUUAUUCGAAGUUGUCACGAAAAAUAUGAUUCAUGGUCCCUGUGGUGAUAUUAAUCGAAAUUCACUUUGUAUGACUGAUCGUAAAUGUUCGAAACGUUUUCCAAAGCAAUUGAUUGCUGAAACAAUUACAGGAGAUGAUGGAUAUCCACAGUAUCGUCGACGAUCAAUUGAAGACAACGGUAAAUCAACUUAUGGGAAUAAGGGCAGCGAUAUGGCUGUUUUUGGAGUUGCUCCUGAGAAUAAUCAUGACGAAAUUUUGCAGUACCAAAUGGGGCGCUUUAUUAGUACGAAUGAAGCUGUAUGGCGUAUUUUAUCGUUUCCAAUUCAUGACAGACAUCCGGUUGUUGUACAUUUGGCAGUUCAUCUUGAAAACGGGCAACGUGUUUACUACACUGCUGCAAAUGCCGAACAAAGAGUAGUAGAGGUGGCUGUAACUACACUGACAGCUUAUUUCCAGUUAUGUGAAACUGAUGAAUUUUCCAGGACUUUGCUAUAUUCGGAAGUGCCUCACUAUUUCACAUGGAAUGCAUCAACAAAAAAAUUUCAACGUCGCAAACAAGGCACACCUGUUGAUAGUUAUCCAGGUAUUUUUCGAACAGAUGCUUUGGGACGCAUUUAUACAGUUAGUCCAGCUAAUGUUGAAUGUUUUUACUUGCGACUUUUGUUGGUGAACGUACAUGGUCCUCAAUCAUUCCAACAUUUACGAACUGUUAAUGGUCAAUUGUGCGCAACAUACCGUGAAGCAUGUCAACACUUGCAUUUGCUGGAAGAUGAUACGCAUUGGGAUGCUACGCUUCGUGAUGCAUCAAUUGUUUCUCCACCAAUUCAAAUUCGUAUGUUAUUUGCGAUCAUAAUAUCAACAUGUUUUCCAUCAAAUCCACUGGAAUUGUGGCAUAAAUACAAAGAUUUUAUGGCUGAAGACAUUUUGAUUCGACUUCGACAUCGUUCCAAUGAUCCUGCAUUGCUGCUGACAUUGGAAAUGUAUAAUGAAGCCUUGAUAAUGAUCGAAGAUUUGUGCCUUACGAUUGCAAAUAAGGCAUUAGGGCAAUUAGGAUUGACUCCACCAAAUCGUCCAAUGCAUGAUUUAUUUGAACGAGAAUUGCAACGCGAACUGCAAUUCGAUCGUAAUGAAUUGCGUGCGUUCGUACAAACGUAUACUCCACAAUUAAAUGAUUAA